AUGGCACAUGGCAUGCCUUUCUCGGACAGUGAUCAUAACUACGGAGGUACGAAAAACGAGUCGAGUAGGAGAGGUAACAGACAAGGAAUCCCGGCCAAAGUCAUUUCAGAAUUGCUGUGGUAGGCGCUGGAUGCUGCUUAGGUUGCGCGCACAUGAUGCCCCGGACUGACUGCAGGAUCCCCACAAGUCUAAUGAAGCUUAGGCGCUUUAAGCCAACUCUCCACGACCAGAGACGCCUGGCUGGUGGUUGCAAAGUGUGCAGUCCAGCACGGCUAAGCAACCCUGAUCGCAGAUCAAAACUCCCAUCUGGUGAUCCGCACCUUGCCAUUUCUACAGACUUUCAUUGUCGUCGCCGCCAACUUCUUUAUUCCUCCGGCUUAAAGCAAAAUGCACCUUUGGCUCUGCCGAGUCCAGCGACCAAGCCAUUGACUGCCUUCCUAAACUCACGUCAAAUAAAAGCGUUCCUCAGUGCAGCCAUGCCCGACCUAAGCCCGCAAUCCGAGGCGCAGUCUUCGUCCACUCCAGCUCAAGGGCAGGCUUCGAAUUUACAACCAGGAACGACAAAAGCGCCGGACAAUCAGACUCCAGGACAUCCAAGCUUUAGAAGGCAGCGCGCAUCUCGAGCAUGUGAAACAUGUCAUGCACGCAAAGUAUGUCAAUGCACUUCUCAGUGUACUGCCACAAGAGCGAUCAAUUGAUCACAAUUCUAACAUGGCCAUCUGAUAGGUGCGAUGCGAUGCAGCAUCCCUUGGGGUACCUUGCACAAAUUGCGUGGCAUUUUCAAUAGAAUGCCGCAUACCUGUCCCCAAAAGAAAAAGAGCCAGUACAGCUCGUGCCAAAGAUGA
Molecule: messenger RNA, 845 nt
Organism: Exophiala viscosa
Lineage: Eukaryota; Fungi; Ascomycota; Eurotiomycetes; Chaetothyriales; Herpotrichiellaceae
Exons: 4
Coding region: 153-698 (181 amino acids)
Source: RefSeq, a predicted model, not a curated record